This is a messenger RNA of Penicillium concentricum, 1071 nucleotides long. RefSeq lists its product as uncharacterized. The transcript has a single exon. The record is from RefSeq and is a predicted model, not a curated record. The coding region runs from base 1 to 1071 and encodes 356 amino acids. NCBI's taxonomy places the organism in Eukaryota, Fungi, Ascomycota, Eurotiomycetes, Eurotiales, Aspergillaceae.
AUGCAAGAUCUAGCCCGUGCUUUUCCUCGACCGAGGCACACUCGCGUCAUGAAGCCUCGUAGUGCAGGCAACAGUCCUUCGGCGGCAACCAGGAGACGAUCAACAGUAAAUCAAAAUGUGAUGCAUGGACUACCCCAAUAUCAGUCAUCCCUGGAAGAAGCCCUCCUCGCCUCGGCUGCCCGGAACUCACGUCCGAUGAGCUGGCAUCCUUCAUCGGCUAGAACUCGGGGCAUUUCCAACCCGUACAUCUCAGAUUUCCCUUCGGAUAGCUAUGCCGGUAUGGGAGCCGUGUCUGAUCAGUAUCUCAACUCGGCCGUCUACAGCGAAAACAUCAUGUCAUAUCCCAUGACCGCCGACCCUUCAUUCUCCCCUAAUGACUACUUCCCCGUCUACUCAAUGCAAGACGAUUUGCCACUUCCGCAACACACGCCGUCGCUCAUGACCGGCUCACAGCUCGACCCGAUGGGGUGGGAUCUCGGCGGCAUGUCCACCGAUAUGUCAAUGUCUCACCCCGCCUCCGACAACUGGAACCUAGACAUGCUAUCAAUGGGAACCAACAUCCCACCACCAGAGACAACAUGUCCAAGCUACGUCAGCGUCCCUUCCCCAGGUGAACUGAGUGGCCCAUCGACACCGGACUUUCUCCCCAUUCAACAGUACGAUCCCUUCCAGAUCACCGAGCCCACGAGGACCAGAAAGGCCGAAGAAGAACUCGUCGGCAUGGGCCUCUACAGCCAGCCCAACGGAACACUGGCACGAGCCCCGCAGAGCAAAUUGGGCGAGGGCCUGAAGCUCGAAGAAACAUUCACCCCAUCCGACGAUGAUAAGGACGCCGAGUCGGACGAGGUCGAGAGCAUUGGACAGAAUCAAUUGCCCCAGCAACCAACCUACCAUGAAUCUGCGGCUACCAUUCGCCAGUCAAACUUUCCUUCCAAGCAGCCCAAACAAGCUCUGAACCUGCGGUCUUUCUUCUUCGACCAUGAUGAUACGGAUCAGCAGCCGAUGGCUGCUGCACAACCUUUUGCUGCUUUCAAUCAGCCUUGCAUGAACUAUGGGUAUGGGUGGAUCUGA